ACAGUCUUUAAAUUUUGUAUAAAAAGACCACCCGCUAGCUCUAAAUUUUUAGUUGUGAUUCUAUCCAGCAUAAAUAAUUUAAAAAUGUUCAAAUUAGUGCUCUUGUCAGUUCUUUUGGCUCUUUCGGGAACCCAAGCCUUCUGGACAGCUUGUUCAGGAAUUUUGGCACCAACCAACAUUGUUUCAGAUGUCUGCUCAGGAUCAUCAUGCACAGUUAGACGUGGCCAAACAUUUACAGCACAAGCAACAAUCACAUUCACACAAGCUCAUGCUCGUUUGGACACAAGAAUUACAGUCUUCCUUCUCGGUGUUGGCAUCAACGUUCCACAAGAUCCACCACAUGACAAUGUCUGCAACAACUUGUACCGCGAUGGUGUUUUAGCUGGAUGUCCAACUGUUCCUGGUGCUGCUCACGUUUGGAAUAUUGAAAUGCUUGUAACAAAUCUUACCCCAACCGCCAACAAUGCUCGUGUCAGAUUCGAGGGUUUGGAAAAUGGAGUAUCACAAGUCUGCGCUGAUGUUACUGCAACAAUCACUGCUUAAAUAUUGAAUGACUUUUGUGAAAAAUGUGCUUGAAUAAAAUUUAUUUGUG
Molecule: messenger RNA, 592 nt
Organism: Chironomus riparius
Lineage: Eukaryota; Metazoa; Arthropoda; Insecta; Diptera; Chironomidae
Source: the annotation of a GenBank genome assembly